AUGGGUCGAGGGAAGAUCGAGAUUAAGAGAAUAGAGAAUUCGACGAACCGACAAGUCACCUAUUCAAAGCGACGAGGAGGUAUCAUGAAGAAAGCUCGAGAGCUCACCAUUCUUUGUGAUGCCGAUGUUUCUCUCAUCAUGUUCUCCAGUACUGGAAAGUUUUCUGAGUACAUAAGCCAUACCACAACGACGAAGAAGAUAUUUGAUCGAUAUCAGCAGAUAUCAGGGAUAAAUCUAUGGAAGUCGCAUUAUGAGACAAUGCAGGAGCAUUUAAACAAGCAAAAGGAGAUUAAUAAUAAUCUCCGAAGAGAGAUUAGGCAGAGGAUGGCGGGUGAACAUCUGGACGAUAUGAGCUUCGAAGAAUUGAGAAGCCUUGAGCAAAAUUUGGAGAACUCGUUGAAGGUUAUUCGUGAGCGAAAGUACCGUGUGAUCUCAACCCAAACUGAGACUUACAAGAAAAAGAUAAGGAACUUGCAAGCAGAACAUGCAAAUCUACUAUGUCAAAUUGAAGAGCGAGAUGAGAAUCCAAACUGUGGGCUAGUUGAUCACAAUGGCGCAGGCUAUAAAUCUGCUCUUGGUUUGGCAAAUGUGGGCUCCCACUUAUUUGCUUUCCAUCUGCAAUCUAACCAUCCUAAUAAUCUUCUUCGGGAUGGAGGAUUAUAUGGCUCUCACAGUCUGCACCACCUUUCUUGAUGAAUAGCAUCAGCAAUUAAUAAAGGUGAUAUCUAAUGCGUGAUGAAUUAUUAUCAUCUAAGAUCGGGUUAUGCAUUCAGAGUUUGCUUAUUAAUUUAUAGUGUUUGCUAAGGUUUUUCUUUCUAAGCCACUUAAUUGUUUGGUGAGGUUUGAAGCAACAGUAACACAGCAGCUGCAUUGAAUAUAGUCAUGGAUCUUAUGCAUUCUGCUGUGUAUAUGUA
Molecule: messenger RNA, 914 nt
Organism: Nelumbo nucifera (sacred lotus)
Lineage: Eukaryota; Viridiplantae; Streptophyta; Magnoliopsida; Proteales; Nelumbonaceae
Source: RefSeq, a predicted model, not a curated record